AUGUCCGCAACUGGCAGUGUGCGAGACGCUGAACACCUUAGGAACGUCGUCAACCGUGAACAGGACUCCGCCUGCUGCCUCCCCUUCCACCUCGGGAUCCUCGUCGCCGCUGCUCACCCCCCCCCCGCCCCCCUCAUCCGUGCACGCACUGCGGCCGCCAUUGCGCGCAAAGCUCACCGCCGCCGACUUAGGGAACGGUACUUGACUCCUCCUCGCGAGCCGCUGCCUGCCCAAAUUCCGUCACCCGUGCUGUCCACAGCGUCACCGCCCACCCAACUACCUCGACAAGCCCAUGGAACUUCAUCUCCAGUCCCGCCUGCGUCUCCAGCCACCAUCAUCGGCUCGCCGGCCGCGCCUACUGCUGGGCCUCCCUCUCCACCUCCGCCACCGCCGGGCCCAUCAUCAACUGCUGGCUCCACCCCUCCUGGCUCGCCGGCCUCCUCAUUGGCCGACCAUCCAGCCUUCGAGCUCUUGGCAUAG
Homalodisca vitripennis (glassy-winged sharpshooter) is the source of this 480-nucleotide messenger RNA. Its product is annotated as basic proline-rich protein-like. The record is from RefSeq and is a predicted model, not a curated record. NCBI's taxonomy places the organism in Eukaryota, Metazoa, Arthropoda, Insecta, Hemiptera, Cicadellidae. The transcript is spliced from 2 exons. Bases 1 to 480 code for a protein of 159 amino acids.